GUCCAGGAACAGCUCAAGGGACAGCCCCAGGGAUGGGUCAAGGGACACGUCCAGGGUCAGUCCCAAGUACAGGUCCAGGAACAGCCCCAGGGAUGGGUCCAGGGACAGGUACAGGUCAAGGGACAGCCCCAGGGACAGGUCAAGGGACAUGUCCAGGAACAGCCCCAGAUACAGGUCAAGGAACAGCCCCAGAUACAGGUCAAGGGACAGCCCCAAGGACAGGUCCAGGAACAGCCCCAGGGACAGGUCCAGGAACAGCCCCAGGGACAGGUCAAGGGACAGCCCCAGGGACAGGUCAAGGGACAGCCCCAGAUACAGGUCAAGGGACAGCCCCAGGGACAGGUCAAGGGACAGCCCCAAGGACAGGUCCAGAAACAGCCCCAGAUACAGGUCAAGGGACAGCCCCAGAUACAGGUCAAGGGACAGCCCCAGGUACAGGUCAAGGGACAGCCCCAGGUACAGGUCAAGGGACAGGUCCAGGGACAGCCCCAGCAACAGCCCCAGGGACAAGCCUGGGCUGGCGGGAUGACACCCCUGGCCAGGGAGCAGCCCGUUGCCAGCACAGCUGGAGAAACACCUGAUGCUGGUGGGAGUGGGGGAUGGGGAAGACCUGUCCCCAGAGAGGGUGGCCAGGGGGACCCUGCUGCCCGACGCCCGCCCCCAGGCAGCCAGACCCCCAGGGGCAAGAGCAGCGCAGCCCCUCCCCUGGAGCCCGAGAACGGCCCGGCCGUGCCCACACCUGGAGCUGGGGGCUGCUGGGGCGCCUGGGCCGAGGGCCAGGAGGGGCUGCCACGGCGGCCGGGGGCGCAGAGGGGCCCCUGGGGGGAGCCGGCCACGGCAGAGCAGGAGCAGCGCAGAAAGCCGUUGCCCCUGGCCAAGUACAGAGCCCAGAGCUUCAGCGACCAGAGGUCCUUCGAUUUGUCCUUCAGGCCAGCGAGCCUCAGAGCCAGCGACACCUUCGACCUCCCCAAGUGAGCCCCAGCCUGGCCACCCACGCCCCUGGCGCCAUGAUGCCGCUGGUUGCCCGGCGUUACACGGGUCUCCUGCCUCCGAGCCUGGUUCGAGUGUGCCUGCAGAGAGGUCCGUCUCCUCCAUCCUCCCCCACUUUUACGUGACCUGGUCUUGGGGGGCCUCAAGUGACUUGGGGGACCUUCCCACUCGUACCCACCUGGUCUUGGGGGGCCUCAAGUGACUUGGGGGACCUUCCCACCUGUACCGCCGCAACCUCCUCAGAGCCGGUGCCAGAGCUGUGGCGGGGCUGCCCGUGGCCCCGUGGCUUCACGUGGCUCUCAUGUUCCUCUGCACCUUUGCGUGGAGGCCAUUGCCUGUGUCCGCGUGGCAGGGGUGACACCAGCACCACACGUGUCAUGAGACUGACGUUUUGAGGGCUCCCCGCUCUCGCCAGCGUGGCCAGGCUGCCCUCACCCGCCCACUCCCACGUGGCCGUGUGGCACCCACCGUCCACAGCCAAACGCCAGACCCGUGACGUGCACCCAGCCCGGCCACUUUGUUAGUAUCCCGGACUCAUUUUCCCAAGCUUCCUGCUCCCCCGCAACUGUCGCAGAGCCCACGUGAACCUGUCGCCCGGCCACGCCUUGGUGCACAUGGAUGCUCGCCACAGAGCAUGCAUCUCCCAGCCCACUCGGUGGUCUCUGGACACGGGGCGGGAGGCUGUCCAAGCGUCCCGCGGUCCCUCCAGGCAGCUGGCUCCCAAGCGAACCGGCAGGACCGACCACCCGGCCAGCCCGCCCGUCUCUGGCUAUGUCCCUCCUCCGUGGAAAGCGUUUCUGCAUUUCGAAGACGCCCUGGUGUUUGCUGCCGUGGCAGCGGUUUCUUGAAGUGCCUGCUCGUCCCGGAGAAGGGCCCUGGCGUUUCUGGCUCGAGUGUCUGUUUAGGGAAAGGCAUGUUCUAGCUCCAGCUCUCAGCCCAGUGUCUGUCCCUGCCGAGGCCGGGGCGAGGGGGCGUCUCAGCCACACGCAGACGGCACAGUCGCCCGGGGGUGGCCCGGGCUCGGCCAGGGGCCCUGCUCUGGGGCAGAGCACCUGCGCUAGGGAGGUCCCCCCUCUCAAAGAGCGUGUGGGUGUCGGGUGCCACGGCCCCUGCUGUGGGUCUCGGGGACCCUGCACCCAGCGCCGGGGCUGAUGUCCCCAAGCUGCCAAACCCAGGAGGCUCCUGAGACAGACCCGCGGGGGCCCCCCGAGGACGGCCCUGCCCACACCGGGGCGUCCUCCCGGAGCUGUGCGCCCCAUACACACACCUGGCGUGGUGGCAGCUCACUCAUUCACACCUUGUUCCUCAAAGGAUUCGAGGCCACGUUUGGAAGAGAACAUGACAGACAGAGGAGACAAAGACAUUAAUGCUGCAUUCACCAGUGAAAUGCCGGUGGAAGACGGGCGCGGAGGCUCACCCCUGUAAUCCCGGCACUCUGGGAGGCCGAGGCGGGCGGAUCGUUUGAGCUCUGGAGUU
Messenger RNA from Microcebus murinus (gray mouse lemur), 2466 nucleotides. The record is from RefSeq and is a predicted model, not a curated record. NCBI's taxonomy places the organism in Eukaryota, Metazoa, Chordata, Mammalia, Primates, Cheirogaleidae.